UCACGUUCCACGUUUCGUAUUUGCGUGUUGUGUACUUCCCCACUUCUACCACCUGUGUAACUACGAUUUUAGCAUGUCACAGAAGCCGUUACUGGAGUAGAGCAGUCGUACGUAUCUCUCCAGUAAGCUUAAUCUUGAGUGUUUCGGCACUUUUUCGGUGUCGAACUGCAAGUUCACGCCAUGUCUGGACACGGCCACGGCCACGGCGGCGGACACGGCCACGGUUGCUGUGAAUGCGAUCACGAGCCCGCAGAGCGAGGUGUGGAAUAUGAGCUGUACAGACGCAUUGAUAUCGAGAAGCUUCAGUGUUUGAACGAGAGCCGAGACGGAGACGGUAAACUGGUCUUCAAGCCUUGGGAUCAACGCACUGACAGGGCGAAGUUUGUCGAGAGCGAUGCUGACGAGGAGCUUCUGUUCAAUAUACCGUUUACAGGUAGCGUGAAGCUGAAAGGGAUCAUUAUUUCUGGAGAAGAUGAUGAGUCACACCCAGCUGAAAUAAGACUGUGAGUUUGCACUCACUGCAGAAAAAACGAGACUUGCAGUGUCACAUAUGGAUGCAAUGCAAUAUAAACUGUAAUGCAGUUACAUGAAUGAAUAAGUGUUGCUACUGGGAACAGGAAUCUGCUUGCUGAGCUUGAGUAUCCAAGCAGUUUGUUUUAAUAAUGAUAACGGUGCAGCUGCUUUUUAUCAGCUGUUUGAUCAAAAACUCAGAUAUCACUCUCAGCUCUCAGAUCAAAAACCCCCGAAACAAACUCACCUGCAUCUUGGUUGGCCUGAGGGAGAGCUUCGUUUUUGGGUGAACUAUGCUCUUGCAUUUAUUUAAAUAUUUGCAUCCACAAUGCAUCCCAGCUAAAAUGAGAUUGUGAAUUGGCUUUCACUGUAU
Messenger RNA from Sinocyclocheilus grahami, 883 nucleotides. Its product is annotated as PITH domain-containing protein 1-like. NCBI's taxonomy places the organism in Eukaryota, Metazoa, Chordata, Actinopteri, Cypriniformes, Cyprinidae. Gene Ontology annotation, cellular component: nucleus. The transcript has 3 exons. Bases 181 to 507 code for a protein of 108 amino acids. The record is from RefSeq and is a predicted model, not a curated record.